Molecule: messenger RNA, 5351 nt
Organism: Platichthys flesus (European flounder)
Lineage: Eukaryota; Metazoa; Chordata; Actinopteri; Pleuronectiformes; Pleuronectidae
Gene: mthfr
Product: methylenetetrahydrofolate reductase (NAD(P)H)
Exons: 13
Coding region: 1315-3294 (659 amino acids)
Biological process (GO): tetrahydrofolate interconversion
Cellular component (GO): cytosol
Molecular function (GO): FAD binding; methylenetetrahydrofolate reductase [NAD(P)H] activity
Source: RefSeq, a predicted model, not a curated record
AAAAACCAAGGAACCUGGAACAGUGGUCCUUCAACUGCAGCCUCCGGUGCUUCAGGAAUCUAAUAUUGAUACUGUACUCAUCGUGCAUUUAAAAUUCGUUGUCUGUUUUUGGGGGUCGUAGCGAUGUCACAUCCUGUGUACAGGCAGGUCAGUGAUUCUGCAGCACGUGUCUUCAGACCAUAGACCGUACCAGACAGUGACAGAAAUGAUUGAUAAAGUCUGAUUAACUUUUACCAUAAAGUUGUUUAUACGGGCGCACUCCAGGAUCCGGUGGCUGGUUUGACUACGGAGAUCCAAACAGCGCUUGCCGCAGUGGUAAACCCCAACAUCGUCGUCCGAAGGAGUGUGUUUUAUCCCGAAAGAUGGCCGCCGCCCCUGUCCAGACCCCCACCACCCUGCUGCAGCUUCUCUCUCAGCUGGAAUACGCAGCCUGCGAGGCCGAACGUCAAAUCCAGAGUCUACGAGAGAUAAGUAUCGACCUUCAGUCACGUGCUGAUAUUGCCCUUGAACAGUUGCACCAGUGCAGAGCUUCUUUCGCAGAGAACGAGGAGAGUAGAGACCAACUGAGACGGGAUGUGAUGAACGGCAAACGCCAGCCCAACCAAAGUCAGGACGCAGCAGAAAACCACAGGAAAGAGAGUAUGGAGCUGUAACGCAACCUCAGUGAGGUCAGCAAAGAGCGGGACACUCUCAGCCGAUCAAACACCAAACUGAGAGGGAGUCUGCGAAGUGCAGACACCGAAAGAAUUAGUAUGAAGCGACAGUUUGAGGAGGAGGUGGCUGAGCUAAGCAACAACCUCAGAGAAGUGGAAAAAUCACGACUGAAAGUUCGGAGAGAACUUCAAGAGCUGCAGAAUCGUCGGUCAUGGGAGGAGCCCCUUAAUCAGAUGGCUGCCGUGUCAGGAUUACAUUUGGAAAUAGCAGGCGCAGUAGUGCAGGCUAGGAACAUCGAAAGAGACAAUCAAACCAUGCCUUCAUUCGUUCAACCCCCUCCCUUCAGACCAAGAGGGGGGUACGGCCGUGGUCAGUAUAGAGGUCAACCAAGAGGAAACUCCAAUACUGGAUGCUACAUAUGCGGCCAAUCUGAACAUUGUGUCCGAGACUGCCCUUAUGAGGGACAAAGAGGACCACCACCUAACCCUAACCUUAACCCCUACAGAGGACAAGGCCCCCAUCACGGAGGACCCCCAGGACGAAGCCGAGGAAGAGGCAUGCCCCCUGCACCCACACCAGAUGCCAACUGCCGCCGGGGAACACAGCAACGACUAUGACCAAUGAAGUUGCCCAGUGUCCACAGAAGUACAAUUUACCAUCAUGGUGAACAAGGAUCAACGAGUGGACGCUACUCUGCAGCCAUUUAAGAGUGACUCUAGCGGAGCCAGCAACAGCAGCGGGGAGAGCUCCAAGGAGAGUUCCCGGUGCUCCACGCCGCUGCUGGACGCAGACCGGUCGGUCAGGCUGCGGGACAAGAUGCGGAGGAGGAUGGAGUCCGGAGACCACUGGUUCUCACUGGAAUUCUUUCCUCCUCGCACAGCCAGUGGAGCGGUCAACCUCAUCUCAAGAUUUGACCGGAUGGGUUCUGGUGGCCCCCUGUUCAUAGACAUUACCUGGCACCCAGCAGGGGAUCCAGGCUCAGACAAGGAGACCUCUUCAAUGAUGAUUGCUAGCACAGCCGUCAACUAUUGUGGCUUGGAGAGCAUCCUCCACCUGACCUGUUGCAAUCAGACCAAAGAAAAGAUUACUGGUUACCUGGCCAAAGCUAAGCACUUGGGCCUCAAGAACAUCAUGUCACUCAGAGGAGACCCAAUGGGAGUAGACUGGGAAGAAGAGGAGGAAGGCUUCAACUAUGCCAUCGACCUUGUUAAACAUAUCCGUUCAGAGUUUGAUGACUACUUUGACAUUUGUGUUGCUGGCUACCCCACAGGCCACCCUGAAGCAGAGAGCUAUGAGGCCGAUCUUAGACACCUUAAAGAGAAGGUGGAUGCUGGAGCAGACUUUGUAAUCACUCAGUUGUUCUUCAGGGCAGACACUUUCCUCAAGUUUCUGGAUGACUGCAGAGCAAUUGGUAUCAUGUGUCCCAUCCUACCUGGAAUCUUCCCCAUUCAGGGUUACCAGUCCCUGCGUCAGCUGGUCAAGCUGUCAAAACUUGAGGUACCAGAGGAGAUCACCAAGGUCAUCGAGCCCAUCAAAGACAAUGAUGCUGCUAUACGUAACUAUGGAAUCCAACAGGCCAUAGAGAUGUGCCGUGUGCUGCUGGACAGUGGCAAGGUACCAGGCCUUCAUUUCUACACACUGAAUCGAGAGGUCGCCACCAUGGAGGUGCUCCGACAGCUGGGCCUGUGGAUAGAAGACCCAAGGCGGCCUCUUCCCUGGGCAGUAAGUGCCCAUCCCAAACGGAUAGUAGAAGAUGUUAGACCUAUCUUCUGGGCAUCCAGACCCAAGAGCUACAUCUACAGGACCCAGGACUGGGAUGAGUUCCCCAACGGCAGAUGGGGAAACUCCUCAUCCCCAGCUUUUGGCGAGUUAAAUGAUUACUACCUGUUCUACUUGAAGAGCAAGUCAUCUAAAGAUGCCCUGUUGCAUAUGUGGGGUGAGGAGCUGAUGAAUGAAGAGAGUGUCUAUGAGGUCUUCACCAGCUACAUCACAGCCCAGCCAAAUCGCAGUGGACAUAAGGUGAUGUGUUUGCCAUGGAAUGAUGAGCCUCUUGCCCCAGAGACAAACCUGUUGAAGGAUGAGCUGGAGAAAGUGAACAGAAGAGGAGUCCUAACCAUCAACUCCCAACCCAACAUCAACGGCAAACCCUCCACAGACCCUAUAGUGGGCUGGGGACCUUCAGGAGGUUAUGUCUUUCAGAAGGCCUAUCUGGAGUUUUUCACCUCCAGUGAAAAUGUGACUGCCCUCCUCAAAGUACUGAAGAAGUAUGAGCCCCGUGUCAACUACCACAUUGUUAAUGUUCACGGGCGUAACCUGACGAAUGCCCCUGAUUUGCAACCUAACGCUGUGACCUGGGGGAUCUUCCCUGGAAGGGAGAUUGUUCAACCUACUGUAGUGGACCCAGUCAGCUUUAUGUCUUGGAAGGAUGAGGCUUUUGCCCUGUGGAUUGAGCAGUGGGCAAAACUCUAUGAAGAAGAGUCUCCUUCACGGAUGAUCAUCAAGUAUAUUCACAACAACUACUUCCUGGUCACUCUUGUGGACAAUGAUUUUCCUCUAGAGAACUGUCUGUGGCGGGUCAUUGAAGAUAUGUUUGAAAUGCUUGAUGCUCCUCCAGAUCCACUCAACGACGGAACAUCCUGAAAAAAAAAUAUAAACUACUUUUAAGGAAAGUAGGAGCACUAUGGAACCGUCAAUUGUUUAUGCAUUGUCUGAAAGUUGCUAUUUACAGUGUAGAGCAUGGAGUAGGUGUACUUAACAGUACUUUUAAAGACUUUUUCUAAAUAUUUUUUUAACAUUUGAGUGAACGGAAAUAUGAUGAAUUAAAUUCUUCUUUCUUCCCUAAACGAGACUGGAAGCCAGGGACAGGUACAGGUGUUGGCCAGACUAUUGACCGGAAACCAGGAACGCGUGUCAACCAGACCGCCCAUGCUUGACCGGAAAUACUCUAUAGUUUGACAAAUAUUCAGAUGAGGGCGCUGCUGAAUAAUACUAUAAUAUAGAUGUAUAUAGAACAGAUAUGGGCAAAAUACGGCCUGCGGGCCAUAUACGGCCCGUUUAUCUUUUUAAUCCAGCUCACCGAACUUUUAAUCCGGAAACGAGAAGUGGACAAUGAGUGCCGAGUGUUUAACACGGAGUGAACAACAAAAUAUUUUGUCCAUGAAAUCUAAUCGAAGGCUGCAUGCCUGAUAUGCCGAGAAACUGUCGCAGUUUUCAAGGAGUACAACAUCAGCCGUCACUUUGCUAAAUAAAUAAAUGCUUUGCUACUUGUUAAAGGUCAAAUCCUUUCAUGUAAUGAUUUUUCAAUGUCAUUUAUAUUAGUUCACAAAAAUACUCCAUCCAUCUGGUCCUGGCCCCGGCCCCUCUGUCAAAUUUUCCAACCACUACACAUAUCAGACGCCUUACUUUGAAAUAAUAUAGAUCACCUAGAUAGCUUUGCCAAAUAUAACUACGCAAUCCACUUAGCAGUUUCAGACACACAAAAAUGAAUUGCUGAAAACUUACUGCCUUUUAGCAAAGUUUGUUACUAGUGAAAUAUUUGGCAACCAUGUGAUGUGAUGCAUCCCCCUAAUCUUCAGUAAGCGGUGUGGCCUUUUUUUGCACCUUGUCCCCAGUCGAUAGUUUGGCCGACACUUGCCACUCUCCUCCAGUCAGCAGUCCGGCCUGGUUACCCAUUGACAGUCCGGUCAUCACCUGUCCCUGGUUUCCCAUCAGAAUUCUGGUCGACAACUGUUCCUGUCCCUGGUAUCCUGUGGCAUUCCUACAAAAUACACUGAUCAAAAAAGUUAAGGCAGGGGGGUUUUCCUGCUAUUGACCCUCCAUUGCCCCUGUUGAUGAAUCUCCGUAAAUUGAAAGUGCUUGCCAGUAAUUCCCAAUUAGCAUGGCUUAUGGACACGUAAGGGCAUGAGACUGCUCUGGCCUGUGGAAAUCCUGGAAACCACAAUUUACAUCAAAUGUAUUGGAUUUGGCUGCAAAACUGUCUACCCCUGAAACUCCAGAGGUAUUCUGUGGACUAAGACACACUUCACCCACCCCUCCAUCUGCAUAGUGGCGAGUAGACAAUGAGGGAAUUAUUACUUUCUAGCCACAGAAUCUGCAAUCAGGUUGGAGCACGCCACAGCUUUGUCUGACAAGGUCAGGUUCUACAAGAGUUUAUAAAAACGUUUUCUUCAAAAUUUUUUACAUAGAAAAUACUUAAAAGUAGUUGGUGGAUGUUGGACCAAGGGAUACCUAGAAUCUGGUCAAGAUUACAUCUUAUAUCUACACAAACCUCUAUAGGUCAAGCCUGUGUUGAGCUAUAGGUGAGAGACAAAAUCCCCAUAAUGGUAUAUUUUUUGGUGCCUACUAACUGAACAUUUCAAUAAAAACGUUUUGUUUCCAGCAUCAAAAUCUUUUUAUUCCACACUUUAUUUUUCAAGGACCCCGCCUGCCCUUGACGUUCUUCCUCCUUGGCCUUUCCUUUUUUUUUAGGGCUCUACCUGGAUCUUUGCUUUUCCAUUUCUUCUUCAUUGCUUAUCAUCUCUAAAGGCUCCUCUUGCAUCUUCAGUCAAUGUAUCUAAUCGAGCUGUAUUAUCAGGGUUUCAUGGUUUUUUUGAGAGUGAUAAGAUUCAGGGGAAAAAUGGCUGGAGAUGGUCUCAUCAAUGCUUGCUUAACCUGUAAAUUCAAAUAAAUGCAAGAAUAAAGAAAUGAUUAAUAAACCA